Phyllotreta striolata is the source of this 3130-nucleotide messenger RNA. The record is from the annotation of a GenBank genome assembly. NCBI's taxonomy places the organism in Eukaryota, Metazoa, Arthropoda, Insecta, Coleoptera, Chrysomelidae.
UUGUUCUUUCUAGGGAGAUUACAUCAGACAUCCCGUCAUAUACGAGCUGUCCCACAAAUACGGCAUACCGACCGACAACCUGGUCGAGUCGCAGCUCCCUGGCAAGCUAGAAGAACUAAAAGACAUCAUCAAGCGCGAGAUCAGGAAGGAGUUGAAAAUCAAGGAAGGGGCGGAGAAAUUGAGAGGCGUAUCGACCGAUCGCAAAUCGCUCAGCCACGUUUCCACGAUCGUCAAAAACUCAAAUUUCAAAUUGACCGAAUUGAAAAAUGAACUCAGCGAAUUGGAGUCGCAGAUUAUCCUGUCCCAGGGACAGAGCACGCCGUCAUUGGCGCCCUCCAACGGAGAUUCCCUCAAUUAUUCGUCAUUGUCGAACCACAGUAUGGACAAGUGCAAUUCGAACUUUUAUAGUAAAAUAGAAAGCCUAGAGAAGCAAUUGAAUAUAGAAUUGAAAGUAAAGCAGGGGGCAGAGAAUAUGAUCCAAAGCAUCACUGGCAGAGAUAAAAAAUUAUUGUGGGAAGCCCAACAGAUGUACCAAGACUCGAAGAAGAAAAUAGAAUAUCUUAAAAUGAAAAUAACCAAGUUAAAACAUGACGCCGAUUCGAAAUCGCGCGGAUCUGUACAAGAUUUAACUGAAAACGGGGACGUUUCUCAAGGCGAAUUGCAGCCCCUGCUCGAUGAUAGGUUAGAAGAUUUGAAACAUAGACUUAGAGUGGAAGCAGCUGUUGUUGAAGGUGCCAAAAAUGUUAUUAAGCUAUUGCAGAAUAACAAUAAGGACAAGAAUGAGAAGAAAGCUCUUUUAGAGGCUCAAGAGAGUUUGCGGGCAAGCAGCAUGAAAUUGGAUCUACUGAAGAAAUCAUUAGAAUUGAGGAAAGCCGAACUGCCCGAGGAUUCUCCAGCGGCUCAACAUUUGAAAGAAGAAUUGGCUAAUGCUCAAUCGUUUAGUCCGAUGACUGUGCAUUAUACGAGCCUUCAACCGUUUAGAGUCAAUUCGAAUACAGGCAACAAAUUGGUGUCCUCUUCGAUGCUCAAUAGAUGCGCAGCUGUGACGGGUACCCUUGAAGUAAGACUGAUGGGUUGUCAAGAUCUCCUCGAAGACGUUCCGGGUCGACCGAAGAAGGAAUCCGACAGCAGUUCCUCGCCGAUGGAUUUGAGGUUUUUCAAAAAAUCGAAGAGCUACAGCAUUAAAGAGGAGGUGAGCGACGAGAUAAUGGCGGUACUGAAAUUAGAUAACACCACCGUGGGACAGACGAGUUGGAGACCGUGUUCUCAGCAGGCUUGGGAUCAAAGGUUUUCUAUUGAAUUGGAUAAAUCCAGAGAACUAGAAAUUGAUAUAUAUUGGAAAGACUGGAGGUCGUUGUGCGCUGUUAAGUUUUUAAAAUUAGAAGAUUUUAUAGACAAUGAAAGACACGGCAUGGCGCUACAUUUGGAGCCACAAGGAUUAUUAUUUGCGGAGAUAAAGUUUUUGAAUCCAAUGAUAUCCAAGAGACCGAAGCUUCAAAGGCAAAAGCGUAUUUUCAAACAAGGUCUGCCCAGAGCGAAGCAAAUGAACAUAAACAUCGUCACCUGGGGUAGAUGGAUGAAGCAAUCUUCUCGAAUGCCCAGUCGACAAAAUCUCGUAUUAAAUUCCACCGAAAACGUUACCGAUGAUCUCGUGGUAGAAGACAAACCAGAAACGCCAGGAGAAACGCCCGAUCCUCAGGUCGCCGGUUUGGGCGGCGCGAGACCGCUAGGGCUGCAAAUCGACCUGGCCCACGCCCGGCAGGAGCCGGUCUCUCCGCCUUCUCCGUCCGUGCCGCCGCCGAUCGCCAAAAAACGAAUGUCUUUGACGCCGCCGCCGGUUCCGCCGAGGCUCGAUCCAGAAAGCGUCGCGGCGCUGAAGGAAUUUGACUUUCUGGAGGAACAGGAGACGUGUCGUCCGGUACCUCUUCUGAUUCCUUCGUCUCCUGCACCUUCUACGCCUAUACUUUCUCCUGAACAGUUGGUACCGCCUAGCCCACAGCCCGUUAUCGAAUUCCCAGACGACGAGCCUUCCUACGAUGCAGCAAAUGUAAUCAGACGUCCGCCGGCUAGAGAACUGAAUUACAGAGAUAGCGCUUACGAGUCUAAGAGACAUUCUCAAACCACCGGUUUGACCGUCGAUAACUUCCGAUUAAUAAGCGUCCUAGGUAGAGGCCACUUCGGCAAAGUGAUCCUGUCCCAAUACAAGAACACCGGCGAAUAUUUCGCCAUAAAGGCGCUGAAAAAGGGCGACAUCAUAGCGAGGGACGAGGUGGAUUCGCUGCUGUCCGAGAAGCGCAUAUUCGAAGUGGCCAAUUCGAUCAGACACCCGUUCCUGGUCAAUUUGUUCGCGUGCUUCCAAACGGACGCGCACGUUUGCUUCGUGAUGGAGUACGCGGCGGGCGGCGAUCUGAUGAUGCACAUUCACGCCGACGCCUUCAGCGAACCGAGGACGGUGUUUUACGCGGCCUGCGUCGUUUUGGGUUUGCAAUACCUGCACGAGAACAAGAUCAUCUAUCGCGACUUGAAGUUGGACAAUUUGCUGUUGGACACCGAGGGCUACGUGAAAAUAGCCGAUUUCGGGUUAUGCAAGGAGGGCAUGGGCUUCGGCGAUCGCACGGGCACUUUCUGCGGUACGCCCGAAUUUUUAGCGCCUGAAGUCUUGACGGAGACUUCGUAUACUAGGGCGGUCGAUUGGUGGGGGCUCGGUGUGCUUAUAUUCGAGAUGUUGGUUGGUGAAUCGCCUUUCCCUGGAGACGAUGAAGAGGAAGUUUUUGAUUCUAUUGUCAAUGAUGAAGUGCGCUAUCCUAGGUUUCUAUCUUUGGAAUCCAUAGCUAUUAUGAGAAGAUUGUUACGCAAGAGUCCUGAUAGAAGGUUAGGUUCUAGCGAAAGGGAUGCUGAAGACGUGAAGAAACAAGCGUUUUUCAGACACAUUCAAUGGGAGGAAUUGUUACACCGUAGAAUCCAGCCGCCUUUUGUACCCACUGUGAAUUCAAUGGAAGACGUGAGUAAUUUCGAUGAGGAAUUCACGUCGGAAAGACCUCAAUUGACUCCGCCGAAGGAACCGAGGCCGCUUUCUCACCAAGAUCAACAUUUGUUCAGAGAGUUUACUUACAUGGCCGACUGGUGCUGA